Topomyia yanbarensis is the source of this 3851-nucleotide messenger RNA. RefSeq lists its product as uncharacterized. Bases 1070 to 2980 code for a protein of 636 amino acids. The transcript is spliced from 5 exons. Lineage: Eukaryota; Metazoa; Arthropoda; Insecta; Diptera; Culicidae. The record is from RefSeq and is a predicted model, not a curated record.
CGAGGACGGCCUGAAUUGGAUCCACGUCCAGUCCAGCGCUAUCAGAUUAUUCCACCGUAAAGUCUUCCCGGAGAAACACGUGCCGCAUCCCCAGCAGCGCAGCGCUCCGCUUUGGGGCGAGUCCACAUAGUUAUAGACUUUCUACAGUUGACCAAGUUAAGUGCUGUGCGUGUAAGUGUGUGUGUGCGUGUGUGCUUACGUAUCUGCGCAGGAGCUCACGCGUAUCAAGUGAGAGUCGAAAGCUGUUUCAAUCGAUCGCAUUUUAUGACCGUCAGGCAGCACCGAGUGGUGUGACAAGUUCAAGUUCAGGUCGUUAGUGACAAGUUACAUUCGUUUUCUCAAUCGAAUCGAAUUCUGCUGUUCCUGAAAAACGAAAAGUGGUCGAAUUUUGGAACUAACGUGUGGUUCGUUGAUGCAACCUGCAGAUUGGGCCACCAGCCUUCCAUCAAUCAGCAGUGUUUGCCUUUCCGAGGAUCGCCAACAAAAGUGCGGUGAAAAGUGGCGUGAGACACCGAAUAUUUCCCCUACUGCUGUAGCAACAUUUUUUUUCGUUUCAUCGUUUCCCUAGAGGGGUAGUGAUAUCACUCCUUUCGACCCGCGGGAUCAAGGAACGGAACUCCAGGGGGGGAACAGCAGGAGAAAAACCCGUCCGAACAAAAUAAAGGAUAAUUGGAUUCAAUAAAUCAUCGUUUCGGAGCGGGCGAAGGUGCUUCCCUUUCUCGCAGUGUGUUAUUUUUGUGUUUUGUUUUUUGAUUAUCGGAUUGUUCUGUUGUCGUUUUGUGUCGGAUCGAGGCAGGUUCGGCAGCCGCCGCCGUUUGUAUUGAAAACUGGAAACGGGUUCGUCGCUUUGGAAAGCGAAGGAAUUUUUCUUCGCUUCGCCGUUGGUUGGUGGUUGUUGGAAGUGAAACCCGAAACGCGACCAGACAGUGCUGUGAGUAGGAAAGGGACCAGAUCCCGCUCGCCAGGGGAUAUCAGUCAAGCUGAUAGCAGGUGACUGUUUGCCGGUGAUCGACGCCGAGGAGUCGGGAUUUUUUGGAUACUCGUUCACUGAUAAACCGCGGCUCCCAUCAUGAGGAGCUUACGGUGGGCUCCUUGUGAGCUGUGGGAUCUUCUUCGAAUAUACCUCCUGCUGGAAAUAUUUCUGUUCAACGUGGCAGCCCCGGCGAACGAAAUCUGGCCAGUGGAACGACCAGACGGAAUGCCCCAGAUUACCGCGCUCGAGGUCAUGUGCGGCAAGGAUCAUAUGGAUGUGCAUUUAACUUUUUCCGCCCCGUUCGAGGGGAUUGUCAGCUCCAAAGGUCAACACAGUGAUCCACGCUGCAUCUACGUUCCACCAUCGACGGGGAAGACGUUUUUCACGUUCCGCAUCUCGUACUCUCGGUGCGGUACCAAGCCGGAUUUGAACGGGCAGUUCUACGAGAACACCGUCGUUGUUCAGUAUGACAAGGAUCUACUGGAGGUGUGGGACGAAGCGAAACGGUUACGUUGCGAAUGGUUCAACGAUUACGAAAAAACCGCGUCCAAGCCUCCGAUGGUGAUUGCUGACCUUGACGUUAUUCAGCUUGAUUUUAGAGGUGACAACGUGGACUGUUGGAUGGAGAUUCAGCAAGGCAAGGGUCCUUGGGCACCGGCGGUCAGUGGAAUCGUCCCGCUCGGAUCUACGAUGACUCUGGUAGUGGCUAUCAACGACUUCCGCGGCGAGUUCGACAUGCGAGUCAAAUCGUGCAUAGCGUCCGACGGAGCCGGACACGUGAUCAAACUCUCGGAUGAGUACGGCUGUGUACUGCGACCGAAGAUGAUCUCCCGUUUCCUGAAGGCUCGCGCCCCCGACGAUAAGGCUUCAGUCAUUACGUACGCUUUCUUCCACGCCUUCAAGUUUCCAGAUGCGUUGAGUGUUCACAUAAAGUGUAAGGUCGAGAUCUGCCGACAUGGUUGUUUGGAUCACUGUCAGCACAGCUCCGGACCUGGAGCCAAACAUCACGAUUUGCUAGAGCGCAAGGAUACUCUGGAUAACCACCAGAACAGUAAUGAUGUGUUGCAAGAUUCUGACGAAGAGGAUACUGGAAGCAACCAACAGGAUGUGUUCUACGAUGAUAUUAUUCAUACCGAUAAGAACUUCAAUCAGCCUCCACCUCCGCCACCACCGGCCCCUAAGAAACCAGUGUUGCCACCAACAAUUCAAAAGAAAAAGGACAGCGGAUACCUGCAAUACCAUCAUCUCCAGCACCGAGAUCCUAUCGAUGAGCUAGAAUCUUUAUUCCUUAACGAUCACUCGAUGAUGCCAGCGGAGAUGCUGAAGAAGCAGCCACCGCAGAUGCACCAACCGCCACCUCCGCAAAAACAGCCACUCAAAUCCACUCCGGAGGACGAAAAGUUCCCUCAGGGACCCCGCCAGAUGGAUGCCGAGAAACGAAUGGGAUUACCGGCCGUUGCUGGACCUCGCGCUCUUAAACUAGACGCGGAUGAUGUCCGAAAUCCGACGUACCAAAAUGAGGUACCCGAACAGCGGCGUUCUCGUCGUUCGAUCAAGAUUACCGAUCGGAAGAUUCGCUCGGCCGACGUCGGUGUAAGCGGCAUCUACGAGGUAAUUUCCGAAGCCGACCUGGCCUUCAAUCCGGACACUAAACAGGAAGCCGUCACAGUAUUCCAAGGCAAAAUCGCUGAAGAUGUCGUAUACGGCAUCUGCAUGCCAGUACCGGGCUUUAGCAUCCUGUUCAUCCUGGUCAUAUCGGCAACCAUCAUCUCGGCACUGAUCGCCGGUUCACUGCUCUAUCGAUAUCAGCUGCAGAAGGAGAUAUCCAAGCAGCAGCAGGGUGGGGUACCGCCAGCUGGGCAUCUUCCACCGAACAACUUCGCCACCUGGAUGACGCUGAGAUUGUUCCGAUCGAGACAACAGCAGGCAGCCGCAGCAGCUGCAGCUACCCUAGCGGCAUCCAGUGGAGCCCACGGAUCCCUGGACAUCAGUACGACGGCUCAGUGAGAUCCAGUGGGAGAACUCCAGCAGGAAAACAUGACAAGAGCGCAUUUGAUUACAUUUGAUCCCGAGUGUGGGUAGGUCAGUUGUAGGAAGAGGCGGACAUAACCUUCGAAAUUUUAUGAUGUUUCGUGACGAAUAUGAUCGUUGGAUGCUGUGGCAUUCAUUUGGCAAAAUUGUUUGUUUACGCUGUGUCCAACCGCAUCACGGACAUGUUUUUUUCGGGUUUAUUGCAAUAUUUGUUUAAAACACGUAUCAGCUGAUGAAGUAAAGUAAUCGACACUGGAUUGCAGAAGAAACGGUUUAGUGUGUAAGUAAAAUAAUAAUUGAAAACAAGAGUGUUCUGCAAGAGCAAUUUGAGCAAAGUUUGGAACCGUUCGAUCAGCGGUAAUUGUAUGUUUUUGUUUUUUAAUCAGUUAUCAGAAAUUUGCUCAAACAGAUCUUCUAAGUUGCGCCUCACACACACACAAUCAAAAGAGCGCACUCGAAGGAGAAAACAAAGAUUAUUCUAUACACAGAUAGGGAUAACGUAUUACAUUGUUAAGUUAUUCGAUAAAGUAUAACAGAAACACGUAGCAAGUGUUAAUAGUUUCCUACGUGGCACUAUUUUUGCAAGCCACCGUUACAGAGAGUAUACAGGAGAGAAACGAUGCUCAAUCAGUAUAGUUUUAAAUAGAAGAGAGCUAACAGUUAUCGAAUAUCUAAGUUAUUUAAUUUAUUUUUUGUUCCACUAGUUGGUGGAUCGAGCCAACGGGUAGACUGUCAACUACUGGAACAAUCUCCCACUGCUAGGUAGUAAAUCGUUUUGUAGAUCAGAGGAAACAACUCCGUUAUCGAUAGUUGAACAAAUCACAGUAUUGUAUAAAAAUAUGCAAAA